CGAAAAAUGAGCGGAAGUACUUGACGAAGCGCGAAAAUCAAAAAUACGACGAAAGACAAAGAGCAGGGUAAUGGCGGAAAACACCUUUCCCAUCUAUAAGGUGGACGUCCUCGUACAGUUUUACCGGAGUGAGGUUUUAACUGGGCAAGAAGCAAAGCAUUUUAAUAAAAAUGAUAUAACUCCAAACCCAAAGCCAGAUUCGAUUCAGAGACUCUACAUGAGAAUUUUGCAGCUCCUGUAUCACAUCAGGCCUGAAUGUAAUUACGUGGUGCCAUUUGUUGAGAACAUCCCCGUGUUGCAGGAGUGGGUCAUCCCUAUCAUGAGUGUGUACUUGCGCAUGUGUCAGUUUUUGCCCAUUUGCCAUGUAUAUGACUUUCAGCUCAAUGAUCUUCUUAAUCCAAAAGCCAAGCGCACCAUCAGUAUUUUGAGCGGCAUCAUGAAUUUUCUUCACUUCAGAAAGCUGAGGCUUGAGAUGACCUCUGAGUACCAACAGUCAUUUAGAGCAGACAUGGAUAAAUUUCAGGCUUACAGCAAGGGAAUAAAGGAGGCAGAGAAGAAGAUAGAGAAGCUGAGGAUUAUCCCACCAGAACAGCAGGCUGAGACCAAGGAGCUGGCUGCAGCCAUCUCUGAGCUCACAAAUGCAAACCUGCACCAGUUGCAGGAAGUGAAUGCAAUAAAUGAACAGAUUGCAGAAUGGAAAAGUGAAAUUGCAGAAAGGUCCCAGAAACUGGCUCAGAGGAAGAUGGAUGUGGCCACUCUAAAAGAGGAAAUCACUAAACUGAAAUCUCAGAUCGUGGAGUCACCAGAGGAGCUCAGAAAUGAGAUGGAGAAAAUGAAGGAGAAAGUGAAGAACAUCAAACAUUCGAAAGAGCGGGCUGAUGAGUGCCUGGUGGAGCUGCAGAUUAAAAUGCAAGGGGUGAACCAGACUGAGGCUGAGAUCCAGCUCAUGUACAAGCUCCUGCAGGACCUCCAGGGGGUCAUGGAUAAGAUGAACAUCCAGCAGGAAGAGAACCAGAGCCUGGUGGCACUCAAUGAGAAGAUGCAGAAGGAGCUGAAGAACCUGAGCACAGAGGAGGCCCAGCUGAAGAGAGCUCUGGGGAUGAAGAUGGAUAAAAUGUCCAAGCAGCAGAUCCGUAGGCAGAAGAAGAGAGAGAUGAGGGACCAGCAUGUGCAGAAUUUGAUGGGUCAAUGUGACCAAGUCCAUCAAAAGAGAGAGGAGAUUGUGGAGCAGAUCCAGGAGAUCAACAGGGAAACUCAGCAGAUCAAGGCUAAGAUGCAGGCCCUUAGAGAUGUCUGCAGCCAGGAGACUGAAAAGGCACAGGUAAGGUCUCCACCUCUUCUAGAAUGUCAUACAUGUAAGGCAUCUAAGUUUUGCCCAUUACUACCUUUGGAUUUGUAUAACCUUUUGGAGCUGUUUGGGCAGAGACAUUUGUGGAAAAAAAUAUGGUUUGUUGUAAUAAAUAUAUACUCUCAGGAAUUCAGGACAAGCCGUAUUCAGGGUUUCCCGACAACAACUGAGUUCCUAUCAGAAGGCAGUGAUGAAGACAAUUUGAACCCUUUUGUCUCCGUAGGCCCUGUAUGACCGUGUGCUGGCUUCAUUGGACCAGUUCCACAAGCGAAUUGAGAACCACGUCGUUCA
This is a messenger RNA of Megalops cyprinoides (Indo-Pacific tarpon), 1639 nucleotides long. It is a transcript of the gene nuf2, whose product is annotated as UF2 component of NDC80 kinetochore complex. The coding region runs from base 71 to 1582 and encodes 503 amino acids. NCBI's taxonomy places the organism in Eukaryota, Metazoa, Chordata, Actinopteri, Elopiformes, Megalopidae. Gene Ontology annotation, molecular function: protein-containing complex binding. Gene Ontology annotation, cellular component: kinetochore; Ndc80 complex. The transcript has 13 exons. The record is from RefSeq and is a predicted model, not a curated record. Gene Ontology annotation, biological process: meiotic chromosome segregation; kinetochore organization; mitotic spindle organization.